CUUCCCCUCUUUUCAGCUAUAGUAAUCGUUUGGUUGUGUGUAUGAAAGAGAUGGAAGCUUGUUUUAGUAAUAUUCUUUCUUCUUCCUUCGCUAUAGUAGCUCUUCUCACUCUCCUACACCUCACCUCCCUCACGAAGACGUGCUCAGCAGCAAGAGCCCUUCACCACACCAACACAAACACUCAAUUCAUCCGAACUUCGUGUGUCGCUACCACAUACCCACGUGUGUGCUACAACUCGCUCUCCGCCUACGCCACCGACAUCCAAACGAGCCCCAAGCAAUUGGCCCACACAGCUUUGUCCGUGACCCUAACUGGGGCCCAGUCAACCUCGGCCAUGAUGUCAAAACUAUCGGCCAGGCACGGUUUAAGGCCUGGAGAGGUGGGCGCCAUGAGGGACUGCAUAGAGAACAUGGGAGACUCCAUAGACGAGCUUAGGCAAUCACUGGAGGAGAUGGACCACCUUAGUGGGCCCCACUUCGAUUUUCAAAUGAGCAACAUACAAACGUGGGUGAGCGCCGCACUGACGGACGAGGAUACGUGCAUGGACGGAUUCGAUGGCGAUGCGAUGAACGGAAAGGUUAAGAACAUUGUGAGGGGCCAGAUAGUGAAGAUGGCCCAGCUGACUAGCAAUGCGUUAGCCCUCGUCAACAACCUUGCCUCCACUCAAUCAAAAUCACCCUAGGAAGUUCUAGCAUGGUUGAUCCAUCCAUUUCUACCUAGUGUGUAGCCCUAGGCCAGAAGAUGUGCUAUUUGUAUAUUGGCAUCUGCUACAUUUCAUAUAUGGGGGGGAAGAUUGUGUGCACAUCAAUCUCCCAGGGUCCAAAGAUGAUGGAUGGGCGGGAAUCCCAACACUCAUUUCAGGAAUGGGGUUUCCAAAUUUCCAUUCUGAAAAUAAUGUUGGAUUCCUGGACGCCGUCUUUCUUUCAAUGGUGGAAGAUAUGUCUGCAGUGAUUGUCAGCGUACAAACUGUGUGAACCGAAGUUGGGCACAUGGUUGAGUUGUGUGUUGUGACAAUAUGUAGAAAGAAAUUAAAAUAGGGAAAAUCCUAUGUUAGGUGUA
Magnolia sinica is the source of this 1060-nucleotide messenger RNA. RefSeq names its product 21 kDa protein-like. Gene Ontology annotation, molecular function: enzyme inhibitor activity. The coding region runs from base 42 to 683 and encodes 213 amino acids. Gene Ontology annotation, biological process: negative regulation of catalytic activity. The record is from RefSeq and is a predicted model, not a curated record. The transcript has a single exon. NCBI's taxonomy places the organism in Eukaryota, Viridiplantae, Streptophyta, Magnoliopsida, Magnoliales, Magnoliaceae.